Molecule: messenger RNA, 1347 nt
Organism: Sparassis crispa
Lineage: Eukaryota; Fungi; Basidiomycota; Agaricomycetes; Polyporales; Sparassidaceae
Exons: 4
Coding region: 1-1347 (448 amino acids)
Source: RefSeq, a predicted model, not a curated record
AUGAAAGCUGCGUUGCCAGAGCGCAAUGAUCAGGUCUUUGCAUUCGCAGAACUCAACAAUGCCAUGGCACAGGAGGAUCGAGAUGUGUGGAGAGCUGCUCUAGAGACAUGGGAGAAGGACCCAUCGAAACUCAACCCAUUUGUCGCGACUCGUCCAACCAUAACUCAAGCAGCUGUGCACCUGCAGCUAGCCAACGAGGAGGCUGCAGAAUUGGAGAAGGGUGAGCAAUGCGGCAUGCUGCAUGAGUUGGUUUCCCCGAGCGUUAUGAUAUUGGCCAGGAUUGAGCUACAGGAACAGCAGUAUCGCCUUGGACAGGACACAGCAGGCCUCGGAGCACACUCCACAGAUCUCCAACGGGCCAAGAUCAUCGAGCAGCGCAAUGGUCUUCAUCACAAGAUAGAGGCUUUGGCGGAGAUCCAGCAGCUGUAUAUGCCUAGCACCGUCACAUUGCGUGCGCGAGCUGUUGCUACAGCUGUCAAGGAGGUCCUCGCGCAAGACAUGGUGCUCUAUUUGCCAUCGGAGUUGCCCUCGGGUACCCUUUGUGACCCUCGUGUUCAGAGGUAUGAAUUGCGUUUGAGGACUGCUCAAGCAUACGAUGCGCUAGACGAACUCCGGCGACAUCUUCGUGUGCGUGCUCACUUGUACAAGUUCAAAGACCACUUUGUCCAUGGGCAACGGUAUCUCACUCGUGCGAAGAUGGUUAUCGCACGUGUGCAGGACAAGAUCAACGCUGAUGCAGCGCAUUAUUGCCGUGCCUAUUCUGCCAUCAACUCGUUGGCUACCUUACUCCACGAGCCUUUGAUGCCCAACGACUUGGGACCGCUGCAAGGUGAAGACGUACACGGAAUGACGGAUGGGAUGUUGGGUGAAACUCAGAGCUGGAAGACAUUGUCUUGGAUAUGGCGGAGACAUGGUGUAGGGAGCAGCAGCGCGAUGGACAACACCAUCCAUGAAGAGCUCCACGUUGAAUGGUGCAAUGCCCAUGCUCGAGCCUAUCGCUGGAUGGAGGAAUGCCGCCAAUUGCCAGAGGAGAUGUGCAGAGUCAUCUCAUUUCACGGUUGGAUUGCGCGGUGGUGGCUGAAGCUGAUAGACACGAUCCCCGCGCGAUCACACGAACACCUGGAAGGUGCCAUCGCAUAUGCUUACCACCAGGCAGACAUCCGACUGUCCAUGAGGAAACACUGCAGAUCGGUAUGGCGUUGUGUACCUGCCUGGCUGCAGGCGGGAGGAGACAUCAGCGUAGAUGCUGAUUCGGUUGAGCCUACGAUUCAGGAACCCCCUCCAAUGAAUGAUUCUGCUUCCACGUCGGCAGGUCUUUCGACUUCCGUUCCUACUCCUGCACAUUAG